UACUAACAAGGAAAAAAGAGGUACUUUCCCAGAUAUCCUGAAAAAAAAAUAGAAAAUCAAAAAGAGAAAAAAAUGCGGAAGUUUUGUCUAUCCCGAAUAGACCCAUAAACAUCCUAGACCGAAAGCGUGGCGCACCGCGUAAGUAGCAAUGAAAAAUUAGUCGCUUCACCCGUUUACAAAUAGGAUGUGAAAUAAGAAUAAAAAUAAAACUGCCCGUGUCAACGCGUUCAUAGGUGGUAACAAAACGAAAUCCGAGUAUUCAAGAAUCGAGAAUAGAAAAUCAACAGUAUCUUGUCGCCAGUGUCGUGCACACGCAUUUCCACGCCAGUAUCGCUCUUUUUGACACGUAUAUGACAGACGAAAUAAUCAUUUGAAUAAUCUGUGUCUGGAACGUUAUCCGAAACAUCUGUUUUAGUCGUGCCAUGAUGCUGUCUUGUGCGAUAUCUGUGAUAUGGUGCCUCCAGUGGAUCUGUACGCUCUGCUUCCCUGUUGUGAAAUCUAGGAGGCAGCUAGUGUAUGCCCGCUGAAGAACUUCGAUUCCAUUCGAUUGGAACAAAACUUCAGGAAUGGAGGACGUUGAAGACGAAGUUACAUUUCUCCUGAGGUUAAAACCUACCCCAACCCCUCCGAUAAGGAAAAAAAUCAAUAGUUACGAUACAACGUCUAGAAAAUGGGACAUCAUCAUAGAACACCACAGUUCCGAUGUGGAAUCUACAAGUAGCCGUCAUAACUCCCCUGUGUUCUCCAGGCGUGGCCUUCAAGAUGACCAGAGCUUAUCACCAUCGAUGAACCGUCGAAGUCAGCAGAACGAGAUAUAUUCGAACAGUCGGCCACCACCGUUGCCUCCUAGAUGGCAACCUUCUGCACCACCGUCUGAAGACGAAGCUCAUUCUUAUCCUAAACCUCUUUUCGAGCAACAGUGCAGUACGCAGUAUGUGGGAAAGCAGGAUGUUAACUAUUUGAAUUUUCCACCUGCUGAUGCUUGGAUGAGUUCAGGAUACUCUGGUUUUCCGCAAGGUAGCAGUUUUUCUUUGAAACUUUCGUACAAGAUGUGUUCAGAAAAUUGCCAGAUAAUUGUAAUAAUCAAAUUUAGCUGA
This is a messenger RNA of Harmonia axyridis, 1097 nucleotides long. RefSeq lists its product as uncharacterized. NCBI's taxonomy places the organism in Eukaryota, Metazoa, Arthropoda, Insecta, Coleoptera, Coccinellidae. The transcript is spliced from 2 exons. The record is from RefSeq and is a predicted model, not a curated record. Bases 567 to 1097 code for a protein of 176 amino acids.